UGAAACUAUCAGAGAGGGAUUAUCUUUAAUUUAUUAUUAUUUCAGGUUUAGAUUAUAUCUACCUGAAAGUGCCAAACACACAUUUCACCUUAACGCACUAAGCUAAAUCUUGUCCUUGACUCCUAUCCUGCUAACACCCUUAGUGCCCUGUACAUACCUUUAUAGUUAGUAUACAUACUCCUUACAACACUACUAAUAGUGCCAGGGACUACCCAUUUAGGACGAUCUUACUCUUGUGGGAACAAUAUUUAACAGAUUAGAGAAUUCUCAUUCUAAAGUGACGCGUGGAGCAGGUAGCUUUAGUAUAUUUUACCAGUAACUAUACACUCAGAUUGAGCGAAAACUGGUAUAAUAUUGUGAACUAUUAUUAAAAUUAAAACAGGAUGAUGAAGUUAGUCAUACUAACCUUAUGGAUGUGGUUGGCUUUGGUUGAGGGCGGUGUGGUUUAUAAAAAUGUUGUGGGUAAUAUUUUGGAAAGUAAGAGAGGUGAAGUUGGAAAUACAGAGUUUGCAUUACAGAAAAGAGGAGGGGCAGCCUACAUUGUUGGAGGUGCGUGUAUUGGGGCAGGUUUGAUGUUAAAUGUAGUGGCAUUUACGCGUAAGAGAGAGGACGACCUGAGUGAUGAUAAGUUUGCUAUUUCAGUAGAAGAGAUCCGAGUCGCAUAUGGAGAUCACUAUUUCAACGUAACGUUGGGCGCAGACGUGUAUAAGGUAACGCCAAUUACUAAUAACAAAAACAAUGUACUUGAAGGUGCACCUAUAGUAUCAGGAAAUGAUAUUCCUGAAGAGUUAAUGAAAUACUUAGACGAUGGUCAGGAUUAUGCGAUCACUAGCUAUCGAGAAAACAAUAUUGGUGAGCUCGACAAGAGGGUCGAUAUCUUGUUGGGAUUUGCAGGUGCAGCAUUAGUGGCCGCAGGAAUGUAUAUAUACUAUUUGAAUUCUGCAAGGAAGUGGCAUGAGUUAGACUCACCAGCGUAUGAGUGAAUAAUCAAUAUGGGUCGUUGAGUGUGAUGUAACACAGCCCGACUUUUGGGAACAGAAAAUUACACUUGUAAGUCCCACGACUAUUUCUAAGGAGACGAGCGUAACGUCUCCUGAACAAUGGGGUUACUGGUUGUCAAGGAACCCCCAAACUUUAUUUUGUUGUCCAUUUCUAUGGAACCGCACUCAUAUUCCACUAUGAGGUGCGCCCCCCUCUCUUUUCUCUACAAUGGUGACUUGUUCACCAAGUUAUUUAAUUAAUACUACUGUUUCCUAUUUUA
Molecule: messenger RNA, 1261 nt
Organism: [Candida] anglica
Lineage: Eukaryota; Fungi; Ascomycota; Pichiomycetes; Serinales; Debaryomycetaceae
Source: the annotation of a GenBank genome assembly